UUUUUGGCAACGACACCACCUGACACUUUGACUCAGUGUCCUCUUCAGCUCCUGCUUAUUCACUCUAAAGCACCUCCUCUGUGUCUUUCCAUCUUGUCCUCCUCUCUCCCUCCUCCAUAUUUUGGUGUCUCUUCCUACACCUCCUCAGCCCCUUCCUCUCCUCUCCAGCACCUCCUCUUCUCUCACCCUGUCCCUCCCCAGACACACUUUGGUUUUCUCCCUGAAACCGUGUUUUCCAUCCUCCUUUUCUUCAGGAUUCAGGAUCUCCUCAGCGCCUCCUCUUUUUUUGGGAGCCACAUCCCCUCCUGCCUCCUCCUCCUCCCCCCUCUCAGUCUCCCCCCAACAGCAGGAGGAGCAGCAGUCUCUUCUCCCCAGCAGCAGCAGCAGCAGCAACAGCAGCCUGUCGGUGUUUUGGCGGAGCAGGAGGAGAAACCGGAGGAGCGGCAGAGCGAUGCUGAGAGCGCGGCAGGAUGUCUUUCACCUCCUCAUCCUCCUGGUCCCGGACUCUCCGAGUCUUUUACCUUCUUCUUGUGCCGCCGUGCCUCCUCCACCCGCAGCCGUGUCACCUCCUGGCUCAGAUCGGACACACAGUGCGCGUCGGUGCGCUCCUGCCGGCGCAGCGGUCGGCUCGUGUGCAGGUCCAGGCGGCGCUGAACCGGGCUGCUGCCGCGAUGAACCGGGACCGGGACCAGGACCCGGAUCUGGACCUGGACCUGGACCGGGAGCGGGGCAACUUUCUGCCCUACAAUCUGAGCCUGGAGCUGGUGUCCCGGCAGCCGGCCGCCGGGGACCCGGAGUCCCUGUUCCGGUGCGUGUGUCAGGGCGUGGUGGUGCAGGGAGUGUCCGCCGUGCUCGCCUUCCCGCAGAACCGCGAAGAGCUGCUACAGGUGGAUUUCAUGGCCUCCUUCCUGGAGAUCCCGUUCCUCAGCGUCUUUGAGCACGGAGAGCUGCUCCGCACGCAGAACCGGUUCCACCUGCAGAUGGUGACGGGGGUCCCAGAGUCCGGUCUGUCCGACCUGCUGCUGACAGUUCUGCAGCGGUCCGGUUGGAGGGAGGGUACUGCGGUCCUGUGUCGGGGCUGGGAGGAGUCUCAGGGACUCUUGCAGCUCCUGGACGGUCACAGUGGGAGUGAUGCAUCAUGGGACAGCGGGGGCGGGGCCACCUGGCACCUCCGCGCCGUCUUGAACCUGACGCAGUCUGCACACGAUGACACUCAGAUCCACGACUUUCUGUCUCGACACUUCAGGCAGAACCAGUCCUCGCCAGCAUCGGUGCUGCUGUUUGGAGCUGACCCGCUGUGCGCGGCGGCGGUGCUGCGCAGCGCUCAGGACCUGGGCCUCACAUUACCCAUGCUGCACUGGGUGCUGGGCCAGCCGCUCAGCCCCGAUGCUCUGCAUGCCAUCGGGCUGCCGCUCGGCCUGCUGGCCUACGGAGAGGUGGAGAGGAAACCGCUCGACUUCUACGUCAGAGACGCCCUGCAGCUCGUCACCAGGGCCGUCGCUGCGGCAACCAUGGUGAGACCGGACCUGGCUCUGAUCCAGAACAUGGUGAACUGCUACGACAAGCCCAACAAGCACGAGGUGCCAUCGUCGGGACAGUACCUGUCCAGGUUCCUGUCCAACACGUCUUUCUUCGGUCUGACGGGUCCAGUCCGAGUCCACCAGAACCGAUCUCAGAUCCUCACCUCGCAGCGCUUUCACAUCUGGAGCCUGCGGCGGGAUGCGCUGGGCCAGCCCACCUGGGUGACAGUGGGCAGCUGGGAGGGAGGCCGGCUGCAGGUGGAGGACCAGGGAGUCUGGCAGGGACCCAAACCUCGCCACAGGACAGAAGGGACAGGCGGGAGGACCAGGGGACGCUGGAGGGCGGGGAUGCCAGCGUUGGGGAGUCGGGUCCGGGUGGUGACUCUGGUGGAACACCCCUUUGUGUUCACGCGGGACGUGGACGACGAGGGCAGCUGCCCAGCCGGUCAGUACUGCCUGGACGCUGGCACCAACAGCUCAGAGACUCUGGAGAGAUUCUUCAGGGAGGUGGCGGUCGGAAACAGUAGCUUCCUGCCUGCGGAGUACAGCAAGUGUUGCUAUGGAUACUGCAUUGACCUGCUGGAGAAGCUGGCCGAGGACCUGGGCUUCGAGUUCGACCUUUACAUUGUUGGAGACGGAAAGUACGGUGCGUGGAAGGGGGGCCGCUGGACCGGGCUGGUGGGUGACCUUCUGAACGGACUGGCGGACAUGGCCGUCACCUCCUUCAGUAUUAACUCGGCUCGGAGCCGAGUGAUCGACUUCACCUCGCCCUUCUUCUCCACCAGCCUGGGCAUCCUGGUGCGCAGUAAGGACACGGCGGCCCCCAUCGGCGCCUUCAUGUGGCCCCUGCACUGGUCCAUGUGGGUGGGCAUCUUCCUGGCACUGCACAUCACCGCGCUCUUCCUCACGCUGUACGAGUGGAAGAGUCCGUACGGCAUGACGCCUCACGGACGCAACAGGAUCAGGGUGUUCUCGUACUCGUCGGCCCUGAACCUGUGCUACGCCAUCCUGUUCGGACGCACCGUCUCCUCCAAGACGCCAAAGUGCUGGACGGGCCGAUUUCUGAUGAACCUGUGGGCCAUCUUCUGCCUGCUGGUGCUGUCCAGCUACACUGCCAACCUCGCCGCCGUCAUGGUCGGGGAGAAGACCUUCGAGGAGGUGUCAGGGAUCCAUGACGCCAAGCUGCAUCACCCGUCAUGGGGUUUCCGUUUCGGGACGGUGAGGGAGAGCAGCGCAGAAGACUACAUGAAGAAGAGCUUCCCAGAGAUGCACGAGUACAUGAGACGCUUCAACGAGCCGACCACACCUGAAGGAGUCGCCACCCUCAAGGCAGAUCCUCCUCAGCUCGACGCCUUCAUCAUGGACAAAGCUCUGCUCGACUACGAAGUUUCCAUCGACGCGGACUGUAAGCUGGCAACCGUGGGGAAGCCGUUCGCCAUCGAAGGUUAUGGUAUCGGCCUGCCUCAGAACUCCCCUCUGACCUCCAACAUCUCAGAGUUCAUCAGCAGAUAUAAAUCAGAAGGAUACAUGGACCUGCUGCACGACAAGUGGUACAAAGUGGUCCCCUGUGGGAACCGGGUGUUCGCCGUCACCGAGACUCUUCAGAUGGGAAUCAGUCACUUUUCAGGACUUUUCGUCUUGUUGUGUAUUGGAGUGGGCGGAGCUUUGCUGACUCUGGCAGGUGAACACGGCUUCUACCAACUGGUCCUGCCGCACAUCCGCCGCCGACAGAACCUCAAAUACUGGCUGCACACCUCACAGAAAAUCCAUCGAGCUCUGAACAUGACGUACGAAGACGUGAAGAGGCAGCGAGCUGAGAAAGAGAAAAGCUGUAACCUGCAGAAGUCUCAGCCUCCCCCGGGGCCCCCUGCCCCACCAGCCCCUGGAGCUUCUGCCAAAUGGAACAACGAGACCAGCAAGGAUGCUGCUGCUGCCACCAUUAAGGACGCCCGGGACUUCAAACGAGUCCACUUCAACCUGGAGACACUCAACACACGCCGCCUGCUCGCUCGCAUCGCCACCUCAGACACCAAAGUAGGCGGGGCCAAAUCCGAAGGGCAGAGUCCAUCUAAGCCGAGGCUGCCAAACAGCAGACUGUGUGAGAACGGAGGACCGGCCGCCUCAUUUGCCAGCUUGGUGCUCUCCUUACCCUCAGGAUCCUCCUCUUCUUCUGCCUCCUCCGCCCAACCCAAGACUGCUGCUCCUCCCCCUGUGGCUCCGCCCCCCGUUGCAGUGGCCCCACCCACCACUGCAGUGGCCCCACCUGCCACUGUUGUGGCUCCACCUCAGCCUGGCGAGCUGCAGGAGCUGCAGGAACAGAUCGAGCAGAUGAGGGAGAAGCUGAGGACGGCUCUGGCCAGGAGGGCCGAGAUCCAGACUAGUCUGGCCAAGCCUGUUGCCACGGUGACAAACAACCCCACUCCAGUUACUACGACAACAACAACGACAGCAACAGUGUCGACAACAAUGACAACAACAGGAGCCCCGCCCAGCGUCACCCCGGUGACGCCCCUCCCUGCCAACACAAAGUGCGUGAUGACCAUGACGGACCCACCUCACAAAGUCUUGUCCAAAGUCCGGCCCCUCCACAGCAGACUGACCAAUCAGAGGAGACUGUUUAAACUGGCUGCUGUGACACUAAAGUGUGGACGUGGUUUCAGGGCUUCCUGUGAGGCUGAAGGCAGCAGCACUGCAGCUCUGCUCACCAACGAACAUCAGAGAACUAACAGGAGCUUCAGAGGGUUGAAAAUACUGCGGGAAGUAAACACACCACCAAACAAAUCAAAACGAGGUGGGGACUCAGACAAACCUGCAGCUUUCUCUGAUUCUGUUCACGACUCUGCAGAAUUACAUCCAACUGAAACGUUGCCCUCAACGCAAUAAGUAGUUUGUUGUGUCUGUAGAGAGAAGUAACAGCACCUUCAAGUUUUAUGGGAAAGUUUCAAGUUUGCGAAACAAACAUCACAGGACAUUUAACUAAGUUUGCUUACAAGGACCUUCAUCUCUCAAUGUGGAUGCAAAUUCAGGUGUUUGAUCCAAAUCUGAGUUGAUUAAUGGAUACAAAUGUUUUUUAAUGGUCCGAUUACCUUCACACAAUGUGACAGCCGUCCCUUAAGUUUCACCUUAACUGAAACAUUUAAGGUCCUGUUAAGGUUUUCAGUCACUUUGAAGUUGACUUUUUUGUUUAAAAUGUCAUUAUUUGUCCAUUAAUAAUGAUAUAGUUAUGGUAUGUUUGUUGGAUUUUAUGGGGGCUAUUAAUAAAUUAAUAAAUCGGUUAUUGUGUAUAAAAGUAGUUUUAAUGGUUUAUCUGCACAGGAUAAUUAAAAAAAUGAAAAUAAGAUAAAAUCCAUACCUUUUUAAAGUAUAAAUUCAGGAUGGAUUUUAUCAUUUCAUACACUUUAAAAUAAAUUUUACCCCUUCAAGUCAUUCUAAUGAUACAUGAAAACUCCUUAAUAUAUUAACAAUCUAUUAAUACGUGAACGAUGUGUAACCACAGAUCUGCUGUGAACCCCUGAAUUAAGAUAUUAAGUUUUUAAGGGUUCUUUUCUC
Messenger RNA from Scatophagus argus, 5069 nucleotides. RefSeq names its product glutamate receptor, ionotropic, N-methyl-D-aspartate 3Bb (gene grin3bb). The transcript is spliced from 10 exons. Gene Ontology annotation, biological process: monoatomic ion transport; synaptic transmission, glutamatergic; ionotropic glutamate receptor signaling pathway. Gene Ontology annotation, cellular component: plasma membrane; postsynaptic membrane. Gene Ontology annotation, molecular function: NMDA glutamate receptor activity; transmitter-gated monoatomic ion channel activity involved in regulation of postsynaptic membrane potential. The record is from RefSeq and is a predicted model, not a curated record. Bases 471 to 4403 code for a protein of 1310 amino acids. NCBI's taxonomy places the organism in Eukaryota, Metazoa, Chordata, Actinopteri, Scatophagidae.